CUCAGGCGGCGGUGAUAAGGGAAACAAGGAAAGGAUCGGAAUGGCAGUCAACUCUGGCUAAGUGGGGCAGCUUAGUGAGUGUUUGAAGUGUACGCAAAGAGAACAUUUUGGGGACUGACCUGAGUUUACACUUUUACUGAUUUUGCCUUUUUUUCAAUUAAGCUUGGUGGUCAAGAGCUGGUGCUUUGCAGGUCGCGGUCUGUUCUGACACCGCGUGCCUCUGUGUGGCUUUGGGCAAGUUACCUGCCCGAGCUUCAGGGUCUAUCUCUGUGAAAUGGAGCUCACGGGACUUUUGUGAAGAUGACAUUAGACAGUGUGUGUAAAGUGCUUAGCACAGUGCCUUGCACAAAGGAAAUGCCCAGUAACUGGAUAGCUAACAGCCAGGAGAAACGUAGUGGAAAAUGCAAAACAACGAAAUCAUAAAACCUGCCAAAUACUUCUCAGAAUUGGAAAAGAGCAUCCUGCUGGCUUUAGUAGAAAAGUACAAGUAUGUGCUGGAGUGUAAGAAAAGCGACGCGCGAACUAUUGCCCUCAAGCAGCGUACCUGGCAGGCGCUCGCCCAUGAAUACAACUCGCAGCCUAGCGUGUCGCUGCGGGAUUUCAAACAGCUGAAGAAGUGCUGGGAGAACAUCAAGGCUCGGACCAAAAAGAUUAUGGCCCAUGAAAGGAGAGAGAAAGUGAAACGGAGCGUCAGCCCCCUUCUGAGCACCCACGUCCUGGGGAAGGAGAAGAUCGCCAACAUGCUGCCCGAGCAGCUGUACUUCCUGCAGAGCCCUCCCGAGGAGGAGCCCGAGUACCAUGCUGAUGCCGCCACCCAAGAAUCAUUUGCUGUUUCAAAUAGAGAACUGUGCGAUGAUGAGAAAGAGUUCAUACAUUUCCCAGUAUGUGAGGGGACCUCCCAACCUGAACCCUCGUGUUCAGCUGUCAGAAUAACAGCCAAUAAAAACUACAGGAGCAAAACCUCUCAGGAAGGUGCUUUAAAAAAGAUGCAUGAGGAAGAACACCAUCAACAAAUGUCCAUCUUACAACUGCAGCUGAUACAGAUGAAUGAGGUGCAUGUGGCCAAAAUCCAGCAGCUAGAGCGAGAGUGUGAGAUGGCAGAGGAGGAACACAGGAUAAGAAUGGAAGUUCUCAAUAAAAAGAAGAUGUAUUGGGAAAGAAAACUGCAAACUUUUACCAAGGAAUGGCCUGUUUCCUCAUUUAACCGGCCCUUUCCCAAUUCACCCUAAGACGGUGGGGUGUGGCUCCCUUGUAAUUAAUCUGUGUUGGCAAAGAAGGCCUGGAACACGAACUUGCGGUCGGUAGCCUGUCACAGAGCUACAACUAGGAAGAUGAGAGUGGUAGUAGUCACUUAUUUAAGAAUACAUUCAGGUAAACAGCUGCACCCUAUGUACCCCUGAAGUGGCAAAGAAGCUGUUCGAGUCUUCUGAAAAUUAUCACUAUGAGUGCUAUCAUUCUGAAUGUAAUGUCUCUUAAUUAGAAUUCAUACAAGAACCAUGUGUGAGUGUUGUUGUUGUAUUUUUUUAAUCAAAUGCAAGUGUGACUAUAAAGGAGUGUGGCUGGGUUUUGUGGGUUUUUUUUUUUUUUUUUAAAUAGACGUCAGACCUUGUCCAUCCAAAUGAACGCCCUCCCAUUGAAAGUGGCUGUCCUGGGAGGACACACGUUUCUCCAGUGGUGAUGCUGUCGCUGAGAAUUUGCUAGAGGUCUUUCGGAGCCUCCACAAGAGCUACAGCACACUUUUCAUUUUUUCAAUGUCAUCUUUGGAGUGUGGAUUUUCUGUUUUUAAACAGCCGAACAUAAUGGAAGGCUCUUUUCUAAUGUGGCUCAUAGGCUGCCUUUUAAGUCCUUCCUUUCCCCAAAGAGGAGUUCCAAAUAAUGUCUCCAGCAGGUGUAGCUUUGUUGGAACUAAGGAUGUGACUACUUUGAGGGAGAAACGUUCGUUUAGAGCUCUACAUUCUGUCCUGCUUGUUUUAUUAAAAGACAAGACUUGUGAUUUUAUAGUCACACUGUGUAUGUUUUUGAAAGGUGCUGCCCGCCCCCACUGUGCUACAGUUUUUGCCUUCCUGCUGUAGUUUCCUACCGACUUUGUACUACUGAGUAAAUGGUUGCCCUUGUUUUUAAUCUUUAGCCACCUAAGGCAAGGCCCUUCCCUCGCCAUGCUCCUGGUGCUAGCUAAUAGUGAUGCUACGUAGUCUGCAGAGUAUGCAGUUAGUAUUGAGCUUUUGCAGAAUCCAUUACCAAUGUAUUUGGAAACGUGGAUUGAUAAAUGGAUAUUUUGACUGAGCUGUGAUAUAACUUCUCCUGUAGCCUAGUGUGAAAAACAGCCUUGGGAGUUGGGCAUAACAGUAGCUGGAAGAAGCAAAGUGACAGUUAAGUGCCAAGGCAGGUCAGCAAUUUCUGAGAAUGAAAGUUCAAGGCCAUGUGGUGGGGAAGGAGGAGUGUGUGUGACAGAGGCUAUAUAGGGAGUGUAGGACGAGGAGUCAGGGCUUGAAUUCUGAGCUUGGCUCUGUCUCAAGUGCUGUGUGACCUUAAGUUACUCCAUUUAGUCUUUGGCCCUGGUGUUUCCCGUCUAUAGAACAGGAGAGUUGGUCUAGGUGAUGGUUAGAAUCUGCUACAGCUCCUUGACUGUGAUUUGAUCUGCACAGUCUUGGAUGAGUACUGCUAACAUCAUGAUUGUCCGGAGGACGCGGGUCAACAGGGAGAGGUUACUGCAGUGGCUAAGCUUCCUUCCUUUCAUAAUUUUGGAAUUUGGGUCCUGGGGUCUGUAUAUACUAAUAUACUAAUAUAUGCACUGCAUAAAACUUAAGUGGAUAUCAAUUUAUUUUACACACUGAUCAUAUUUUAAAUAUCUUAGAGGAACUGGUUAUUUGAAGGAACCCUGUGAAGACUAGUCUUCUUUCAAAGGAAGGAUGCUUUUGUAAGGAUUUGUGUUCUUAAUUUAGUUUUUACCAAAUGGACCCUUUAGAGAAGCAGCAUCUGGAAAAAGUCCCAAACGUAACCUAUUUAUGGGAGACAUUAGGGCAGAGAGUGGCAGGUCCUCAACACAGAUGAUAUGGACUGAGAAAAGUUUGCCUUUGCUUCACCUAUUGAGCCAUCUGGAAAUCUCCUUAAUAUGCAGAUUCUGGUGGGGGGGCCUGAGAUUGUGCAUUUCUCACAAGCUCCCAGGUUAUGCCAGUUCUGCUUGUCUGGUCACCACCAUUCUGUGUAGCAAGGUUUUAGAGGACCCAGUGAACCUUUUACCUGUUCUCAAAAAAAAAAAAAAAAAACCCAUUAGGUUAGGUAUACUUUUGUGUACAGCAUUGUGCCGGAUAUUAUUCCUCUCUCAGAAUUUACCACCUAAUCACACAAAUAACAAUGUAGAACAGCACAAAAAAUGCUCACGCACAUAAUGGAACUAUAAAAGCAUCGAACUAAUUCCUAACUGAACAAAUAAAGGAUAAUUAAACCAGCAGGCUAAAGCACCUUGUUCUACUGUUAAUGGUAUUUACGAGUUUAUAACAGUUUUCAACCUUGAGUAUGCAUUAGAAACAGUAUUUUAUAAAAAAUUAGUCCCGCUGGGUCCCACUCCCAGGGGAUUCUCAUUCAGUUUACCUGGAUUGAGGCCUGGUCCUCUAUAUUUUUUGGAAGCUUUACAGGGAGUGAUGAUGCCCAGUUGGGAUUGAGAACCACUGGUGUAGAGUUCACAAAUGUGUCUCAUUUGGUCCUUAGUCCUGUGAAGUCCUGCAGAAGUGAGGAAAUGAUGCUCAGAGAAGAACCGCCUGCACCAGGAUGAAACCUAGUGAACAGCAAAGCAGAACCUCAGUCCUAGGUCUCUCGACUCAAAAACAAAUAGGCCCACCUGCCUUCCCCCACCCCAUCCCUCAAAGCUAUAUCGUGGAUUUGCUUUACCCCGAGAGCCAGAUCACAUCUACAGGAUACUUGUAAUGCCUCCACUCAUGAACAGGUACAUCCCAAUUCAUUCCACUUUUGAGUAGUUCCUUACCUGAGGUGGAAAUGCAAUAAUCAUUUCUUGGUAGAUGCUGUAGAGAAUUGACCGAUAAAUACUAAGACACAGUUCAUCAUCCCCUGACCUGCCAAAUAAUGGACACAGCCCAGUAGGGGACAUAAGACUUGUAUACAGCUAUCAUGUACUUGAUCAGGCACGUCUUCUAAAGGAUUUGAAGCCUAGCAGAGAGUGAAGAAACUUGAAGGAAAGCCUGGAGGAGGUAGCAUUUGAGCUAAAUCUUUAGAGUUGGUAUUUUGGUAGGUGCAGAUUCAGAAAGGAGAGGAACUUCACUAGAUGCAAGGUCCUGUUGAAGGUUCAAGAUGGUGAGACACAUAAUUGGGAGGACAUGGGAGAAUAUCCAAAUUAGGCAGUAACAUGAUCAAAACUGUGCUCCAGGAGGAAGAUUAGAAGAUGGAAUUGAGUUUAGAGAAGACUGGAGUUCAGGAGAUGAGGUAGGAGGGUUUGGUUACGAUGAGAUGAUAGGAGCACCUAGUAAAAAACGAGGGAGACCAAUGUGAAGGGCGUUGCUGAAGUGGAAUCAGUCAGUCUUGGCAGCACAUUGCUUUUGUUGGAGGGGAUGGGUAAAGUUUUAAAGCUAGAUGCCGGAAAGAAUGAUGCUGAUUGAAAUAAAGAACGGAUGCAUUUCUGGCUGACGUGUCCUAGGAGAGGCCUAGACAUGAACUAGUGCAGUUGUUCCCACCCACUCAGCCUCAAACAUCAGCACCUCCUCCCGUCUCCUCUUCGGCUGUCACCUCUUUGCUCUGGCUUCUGCCUCUUCAGCCUCCUGUGCUGCCUCUUGCACCUGUUCAUCUGACGUUUUAACCCCUCCCUGCUGGGUCCUUGUCCCUCGACUCAAUUUGGUGCUCCCUCUGCCAUCAGUACCUCCAGUGCAGCUGGUGGUGCAUCAGUCACCAUCUCUUAUAAUGGCUUCACACUUGAAAGAGCAGGAAAGACUAUAGUUGAUGCUUAACAACCAGGGGGCUAGGGGUGCCCACCACCCCCAGCUGUGGAAAAUCCGCUUAUAACUUUACAUUCAGGCCUCUGUAUCUGCAGUUCUGCAUCUGGGGAUUCAAUCAACUGCGGAUGGUGUGCUGUAGUACCCAUUUAUUGGAAAAAAAAAUCUGAGUAUAAGUGGACCAGCACAGUUGAAACCCAUGUUGUUCAAGGGUCAACGGGAUGUCUUUUUUUAUUUUUUUAAAUAUUUAUUUAUUUAAUUUAUUUUGGCUGCGCUGUACCAGGUCUUAAUUGCAAAUUGCAACAUGUGGGAUCUUAUUUUUUAUUUUUAUUUUUUUUUACUUGUGGCACGCGGGCUUCUUAGUUGCGGCAUGCAUGUGGGAUCUACUUCCCCGACGAGGGAUCGAACCCAGGCCCCUGCAUUGGGAGUGUGGAAUCUUACCUACUGGACCACCAGGAAAGUCCCUCAACUGGAUUUCUUUAUCUUGAGCUUCAAUUCUUUUCUAGCUGGCAUCCACAAAUUUCAGGGUAUUUUUUAAGUGUCCCAUGUUGUGUAAAGGUACACUGGCUGAGAGGGGAUGUUAAUUCCCAUGUAUCCCUAUUACAGUCUGUUUCCAAAAAUCAAACAUAGAAUCCUACCUUAUUAAUGCAUUAAAAAUUAGCAAAUAUUUUAGGAACUUUUCAGGGAGAAUCUUAAAAUGCAUUGGCUUUUUUUUUUUUUU
Messenger RNA from Globicephala melas (long-finned pilot whale), 5661 nucleotides. RefSeq names its product Myb/SANT DNA binding domain containing 3 (gene MSANTD3). The record is from RefSeq and is a predicted model, not a curated record. NCBI's taxonomy places the organism in Eukaryota, Metazoa, Chordata, Mammalia, Artiodactyla, Delphinidae.